Messenger RNA from Dendrobium catenatum, 471 nucleotides. RefSeq lists its product as uncharacterized. The record is from RefSeq and is a predicted model, not a curated record. Lineage: Eukaryota; Viridiplantae; Streptophyta; Magnoliopsida; Asparagales; Orchidaceae. The coding region runs from base 1 to 471 and encodes 156 amino acids. The transcript has a single exon.
AUGGGCUCAGAACUGGUGGAGGAAGCAGCAGAGAAAAUCAGAUUAAUUAGAGAUAGAUUAAAAGAUGUUCAGGACCGCCAGCAAAAGUAUUAUGACCCCAAGCAUAGAGGAGUAGAGUUUGAUGUGGGUGCCUUUGUAUUCUUGAAGGUUAAACCUAUGAAGGGUACAACUAGAUUUGGUAAGGGAGGCAAAUUGAGUCCUAGAUUUAUUGGACCUUUUGAAAUUGUUGAAAGAAUUGAAAAAGUUGCUUAUAGACUUGCUCUUCCAGCUGACAUGUCAGAUAUACAUAACGUUUUUCAUGUGUCACUGCUAAGAAAAUGGGUUACAGAUACCCAUCAACGAAUCUCACAUGAAGAUAUUGAGCUACAGAAGAAUCCGACUUAUACGGAAGAACCAGAAAGAAUACUAGAUUUUGAUAGUAAACAGUUCAGAAAUCGCCAGAUUCCUUAUGUUAAAGUAAAAUGGAAAUAA